Messenger RNA from Tricharina praecox, 1851 nucleotides. Its product is annotated as P-loop containing nucleoside triphosphate hydrolase protein. The record is from RefSeq and is a predicted model, not a curated record. Bases 104 to 1780 code for a protein of 558 amino acids. NCBI's taxonomy places the organism in Eukaryota, Fungi, Ascomycota, Pezizomycetes, Pezizales, Pyronemataceae. Gene Ontology annotation, molecular function: ATP binding; ATP hydrolysis activity. Gene Ontology annotation, cellular component: mitochondrion. The transcript is spliced from 2 exons.
CUCCGGUCAGUCAUAUCCACACCUCCUCCUACUUCAAUGAAAACAGAAAGAGAAUCAAACAGCUAGAAAAAGAUUUACAGAGAUACCCAAAGACUGACCCACGAUGACUAGGCCGCCUCCUCUCAUCUCCCUGCGCACCGCCGCCUUCCGCCGCACCCCCACCUCCGCCGCACUCUUCGCCAACACCACCUUCACACUCCCCGCAUCCACUACCUCCACGCCCACACAGAAAUGGGCAAUCCUCGGUCCCUCCAAGUCAACUUUCCUCUCGAUCCUGCGCGGCUCCCUCCUCGCCUCGCCGCCCAACUCGCGUAGCUACCCGUUCCUCUCCGCACACAAGAAAUGGCCACACAAUUCCAUCGAAUUGGUCUCCUUCGGCGGGGGGUCAACUCAGGGAAUGCUCCAUGGCGGCACCGGUGGGGACGGCUACAUCUCCGCGCGCUACGAGACGCUGCGUGAACAAUUUGACCAGACACUCUUUGAAUGGCUAGAAUCUAGCAUCGAGUCGCGACUGAACCCGUACGAAAGCGCGACGUCGCAGCGGCUGGCAGAGGAGGCGCAGGAGGCUGAAGAGAAUAAACAGUUACUGGAUCGGGUGAUGGUGGAGCUGCGCUUGGUGGAGCUAAAGGACCAGGCGGUUAUGACGCUGAGUAAUGGGCAGUCGAGGCGAGCGAGGAUCGCCCAGGCACUUUUGAAACGCCCAGAGCUACUCCUGGUUGAUGAGCCGUUUAUGGGGUUGGAUCCGAAGGGUCAUACACUUUUGUCGGAGUUGCUGGAUCGCGUUUCGACGCCAGCAGCGGGUGGAAGUGCCACGCCAGUGGCGUUGGGACUGAGGCCGCAGGAUCCGGUGCCGAAGUGGUCGACGCAUCUGGUGUAUGUGGAAGAUGACAAGGUGGUCUCUCUGGGCGAGAAGGAAAACGUCAUCUCGGAAGUCAAGAAUCAGGGCAAGAGAAUACUCCUAGAAGGCGACGAAGAUCGUGAAGGUCUUGGAGUGGUUGAAAAGGCAUGGGCAGGAAUAGGGAAACUCAAUCCAUCAUCUCCACCAGAGAAGAAACUCGCAGAACCUCUCGUCGAAAUGGAAGGCAUCAAGAUUGCCUACUACGACAACGUCAUCUUAUCCGAUUUCUCGUGGACGAUCCGACGCGGUGAGAAGUGGGGUCUCUUCGGACCGAACGGUUCCGGCAAGACAACAUUAACCUCACUCCUCACAUCGGAUCAUCCACUAACCUACUCCCUGCCUAUAAAGCACUUUUCCCGUCCGCGCCUUCCCGAACCUGGCCAACGCGGCAUCAGCGUCUUUGAGGUACAAUCCCGGAUUGGCCUAUCAUCACCAGAACUGCACUCCUUCUUCCCACGGCACCUAUCCCUCCGUCGCUGCGUUGAAUCCGGUUUCGCAGCCACAUUCCUCACAAUACCCGAGAUAUCACCCUCGCAGCGCGAGCACCUCACUGCCAUCCUCGCCGAGUUUCAAGAUCUAGUGGGAGACUGGGAUAUGCCAUUUGGCGACGCAGACAUGAGCACGCAGCGUUUGGCGCUAUUUCUGCGAGCUACGGCGCCGAAGCGGGAUCUGACGAUCUUCGAUGAGGCGUUCAGUGGCAUGCGGAAGGAGGUGCGGGAGCGGUGCUUUGGUCUCCUGCAGACCGAGCGCGGAUGGGAUGAGGGAAGGCAGGCUAUGGUCGUUGUAAGUCAUGUAUCUGAGGAGGUGCCCGAGGGCAUUGAUAGAUUCAUUAGGCUGGGCGAGAAAGGAGGGAAGGAGGGAGCGGUCUUUGGUGAAUUUUAAGGGAGGAGGGGACCAUGUAAUGUGAAUGUAUAGGGGUAUAAUUUGCGACGAUAAAAAGACCUCAGUCGAAU